Messenger RNA from Sitophilus oryzae (rice weevil), 1714 nucleotides. It is a transcript of the gene GluRS-m, whose product is annotated as probable glutamate--tRNA ligase, mitochondrial. The transcript has 9 exons. Gene Ontology annotation, molecular function: ATP binding; tRNA binding; zinc ion binding. Gene Ontology annotation, biological process: glutamyl-tRNA aminoacylation. The coding region runs from base 104 to 1672 and encodes 522 amino acids. The record is from RefSeq and is a predicted model, not a curated record. NCBI's taxonomy places the organism in Eukaryota, Metazoa, Arthropoda, Insecta, Coleoptera, Curculionidae.
UCAAAAUGCGACUAAAAAACUUCUAAAUAGUUCAUGAUUAAAACUGGAAUCAAAACAAUUAACAGUUAUUAAUUAAAAAUUUGCAUAAGUGUAAGUUGAUAGUAUGUUUAUUAGACGUUUUCCAAAUAGGUUAAAAAGCCUUAAAUGUAAGCUAUUCUCUAAAAUAAAUCUGCGAUUUUAUUCCAAUGGACAAGUGAGAGUUAGAUUUGCACCUAGUCCUACAGGUUAUUUACAUUUGGGAGGUUUACGAACAGCUUUGUACAAUUACCUUUUUGCUAAAAAGCACAAUGGCGUUUUUAUUCUACGCAUCGAAGAUACAGAUCGAACUAGAACAAUUCCUAGAGCUGCGGAUAAAUUACAAGAAGAUUUAUCUUGGGCUGGAAUAGAAGUAGAUGAAGGGCCACUGCAGGGUGGCUGUUCUGGUCCUUAUAUUCAAUCAGAAAGGCUUCAGUUAUACAAGGAUCAUAUAAAAUUAUUGCUCAACACUGGUUCAGCUUAUCCAUGUUUUUGUACUGAAAGGAGACUUAAUCUAUUGAGAAAAGAAGCCCUGAAAAUGCAAGAGAUACCUAAAUAUGAUAACAAAUGUCGCGACUUGUUAAAGGAGGAAGUGGAAGUCCGUAUUAAAAAAGGCGAGCCGCAUUGUAUUAGAUUUAAGAUCAGUAAUAAAGAAGAAUCAUUUGAUGAUUUAAUUUAUGGCAAUAUUAGCUACAAUGUUUCUCUUAACGAAGGAGAUCCUGUUAUUAUAAAAUCGGAUGGAUACCCCACCUAUCAUUAUGCCAAUGUAAUCGAUGAUCAUUUAAUGAAGAUUACUCAUGUUUUGAGAGGGGUAGAGUGGCAAAUUUCAACUACAAAGCAUUUGAUGCUGUAUAGAGCUUUUGGUUGGAAUCCACCAAGUUUUGGCCAUUUACCUUUAUUGAUGAAUGCGGAUGGCAGUAAACUGAGCAAACGUCAAGGCGAUAUUCGAAUAAGCUCUUACAGAGAAAACGGUAUAUUCCCGUUAGCUUUGAUUAAUUAUAUUGCAAACUCCGGUGGUGGUUUCGAAAAGGAUCAAGAACGAUAUAUAAAACCAAAAUGUUAUACUUUGGAACAGUUGGCCUCUCAGUUUGAUUUGUCUAAAAUAAAUUCGCAUUCGGGGAAAUUAAUGUCUGAGAUGUUACCGGAAUUUAAUCGUUUGGAAUUAAAAAGGCAAUUUGAAGAAAAGCAUUUGAGAAGUAAAUUGGUACUAAAUGUAAAGGAACUCUUAAAAAAUACGUAUCCUGAGAGAGUUGAAAACGGUUCCCUCCAAUAUUCUGAUGAAUAUAUAACAAGGAUUUUGGAGUGGUCCCUACAUAGAAUAGAUAAAUUAUCGGAUUUAUUUUCGAAAAACUUGGAAUUCAUAUGGGCCCUACCGACCUCAUAUUCUCUCGACGAAAAUGUUUAUAUUAGUCUAAAAUUACUUAAAGAUGAACUGAGUAGUAUAAAGGACUUUAACAGGGAAGAGUUAAAUACCACUCUGAAGCAUAUUAGUAAAAAGCAUAAUAUAAAAUAUGGCAAAUUUAUGAAGGAUUUACGAUUGGUAUUGAGUGGUUUGAACGAAGGACCUAGUGUAGCAGAAAUAAUAUCCAUAUUAGGGAAAGAUGAUACGUUCAGAAGGAUUGAUCUAUGUUUAAAUAAAACUAAUAAAAUAAGGUAAUAGUUUAUUUGCUGAUAACUAGUUUAUUUAAAUAUUACAAAA